Molecule: messenger RNA, 1108 nt
Organism: Scleropages formosus (Asian bonytongue)
Lineage: Eukaryota; Metazoa; Chordata; Actinopteri; Osteoglossiformes; Osteoglossidae
Product: myopalladin-like
Exons: 5
Coding region: 123-1022 (299 amino acids)
Molecular function (GO): protein kinase activity
Source: RefSeq, a predicted model, not a curated record
GUUCGGGUGCAAUAACGACCACAGCAGAGCGACGGAGCUGCCGGCGAUUCUCACGGGGAGACUUAAUAAACAAGUCAUCGGACGCACCUUUCAUUCGUCGCGGCCUUGUGUCCGCAUCGGGCAUGAAGUUGUUUCCUCGUAACGUUCCGCCCUCUCUUUCCCCGUCAGAUGCGGCUGCGAUCCCUGCUCGGAAGACCAAGGCCACUGAGGCUGCUGAAAACAUACGGACUCCACCAGCUGCAGAAGAGCUCAUGAUCCCACCCUCUUUUGUGGUUGGCCUGAACGACACAAGUGCGCUUGAGGGAGAGACGGUGACUCUGGAGUGUCAGAUCUCUGGCCGGCCCACGCCCACCAUCGUGUGGUUCAGAGAGGAACGCAAGAUCGAGAACUCCUCCGACUUCCGCCUCUCCUUCGAGAAGGGACGCGCUCGGCUGGAGAUCGGCGAGGCCUUCGCCGAAGACAGCGGGCGCUUCUCCUGCACGGCCACCGGAGAGGCCGGGACCGCCAGCACGUCCUGCUACCUCACUGUCCACGGAAAUUUUGAAAAGAACGUAAAGAACAAUGAAACGACAAUGAAGACGGAGGCGACCGCGGAGACCCAGGACCGUGAAGUUCUCCCCCCGGUGGUCAUUAGUGACUGUAACAAGCAACAGGCAGUGGUAAUCAAGAACUUUGCCCCAGAGAAGGUGUGGAGCUCUCCAAAAACAGUUCUCAGCUCCAGCUUGGAGCCAGUGUCUGUGGGCCUGCUUGGGCCUCUGGCGCUGGAGGAAGGCCCCGUGGUGGCUCCCGUGUGGACGCGGGUGGGCCGCAAGCUGACGUACAGCGUGGAGUACCGCGACUUCUCUCUCGAGAAGCUGGGCACCCUGCUGGCUCAGAGCAAAGCCCCCCAAGGCUCGGGACCCCGUGUUACUGUGGCUGCAAACGAGGCCCGAAACAGCACAGACUCUUCAGGAUUGAUGGUGCAAAGUAAGACAGCGGCUCCCCACGUGCACACAUGCCACCGCCAUCGGGGAGCAAAUUGACAUCACGGGUCAUGUGGCUGCUUGAAAAAUUCCGGUAAAGGGCCCGUUUCCGCACCCGGACCAGAGCCGAAAGGUACGUCGUCUCU